Molecule: messenger RNA, 1587 nt
Organism: Styela clava
Lineage: Eukaryota; Metazoa; Chordata; Ascidiacea; Stolidobranchia; Styelidae
Biological process (GO): regulation of transcription by RNA polymerase II
Molecular function (GO): DNA-binding transcription factor activity, RNA polymerase II-specific; RNA polymerase II cis-regulatory region sequence-specific DNA binding
Source: RefSeq, a predicted model, not a curated record
AGACUAAAACAAUAUCGUUAGUCACUGUGAACUAUUUGUUCUCAUUCCUGUAUAAAAUUUAUUAGCAAUAACAAUUAAUAUGUUGAACCCUCCUCUGUUACCAUGCCAACAUAGAAUCAUGCCAGAUAUACAGAUGUCAGCUACCUCAAACCAAUACACAGCUAUGCGUCAAAUGCAAGAACAUUUCUCUGCAUCAACUUCAUCUCCAUUACUUCACGUAUCGACAGGAAGACGAGAUUAUCAGCCUUGGAUUCAAGAUACUCAGCGUCACGUUGGAAAUAAUAAAGUGUCGUCGUAUAUUGGAACAAGCUCGGCAUAUAUUUUAGAGGCUGCCGCUUCACAAGGUCACUUCUGUUUGUCUGGUUCUGUAUUACGUGAUAUGCCAGAAAAAGAUGUAACCGAAACAAGAAAGUUACCAUGCCAUGUUGAAGCCAAUUGUAAUGCUCUUGAAGCGAGUUCAUGCAGGACUUGUUUUCCUCGUCCACAUCUUCCCACAUCGAUAGGUUUGUCAUCAAAUCAUUUCAUAAACCCAAAUGUUAUGUCGGCAUCACCAGUACGAAAUUUAGCAACCUGCUCUCCACCGAGAAAUUUUCAGACUGAGUUUACCAACGGUCCUGGGGCUGCUGCGGCGUGCCACAUGAACCCAAGACUGUAUGAGAUUCCACCGCAAAUAGACACAACUGAACUAUCAUUAUGGAGGAUGAGAAAUCAUCGCUAUCAACCCUACUCACAUCGUUUGGCAUCUCACUCACAUCUUCCUCAUGCACAAGGGUCUUCCUACAUGCCGCAUCUACUUUCACAUCGGGUAUCGCAACCGAAUCAGUUUUCAACUCCGAGUCAGUGUAAUUUUGUACCGGGGUUUCCAUCCGGAGCCUCCGUGCACCACGCGGCACUGUUGGCACUUGGAGAUAGGCUGACAGCUACGUCAUCUAUUACUCGAAGAUGCGCCAGAUGUCGAUGUCCAAAUUGUCUUUCACCGACAGAAUUGAGAAAUGCUAAUGGAAAGAAAGAACACAUUUGCCACUUUCCUAAUUGUGGAAAAGUUUACGGAAAAACAUCGCAUCUGAAGGCGCACAUAAGAUGGCAUCUUGGCGAACGACCUUUUGUUUGUAAUUGGUUAUUUUGCGGAAAAAGUUUUACAAGGAGUGACGAAUUACAGCGGCAUCUUCGAACUCACACAGGCGAGAAGAAAUUUCAAUGUCAGAUUUGCGAGAAAAAGUUCAUGAGAUCAGAUCACUUAUCAAAACAUGUUAAAAUUCAUCGUAAAAAAUCACAACAAAAUAAUACUGAUGAAGAACCACAGGAAAAGACUGAAAAUGACGAAGAAUCCACGAAGAAAUUAGAAACCUGAAGCGUUCUAACAAGGACUAUACUAGACAGUUCUGCACCGAAGAAAAGCAUUCUAAAGGAAAAUUCGAAUUCAUGACCUGCAAGAUUCGAAUGUAGAUCCACCAUCGACUGAAUGGAACUAUUAAUAUUCAUGUAAACUUUUUCACGAACAUACCUCUUAGAAUUCAGUUUACCAAUUUUAGUUUAUUUAUGUAUAAACCGUUGGUAGUUUUUAACACGAAAUGAAUGGACACAUGA